UAGAGCGCCAAGCCGGCUGUUUGAAAAAAAAAAAUUCGAGACACGCGUCCAGUUGGGGUUAAAGUGUUAAAAACCGGCAUUUGGAGGUAAAAUCUGUGCAAUUUUUUCAAUUAGAACAAUAAGAUUCAACAAUUUUGUCGUUUUGUCGCAAUAAUAACGUCUUAAAAGACCAAAUUUGGCGUUAAUUCAAUCCCACCAUAGUAGCCUAUGCUACGCCAUUAAUUUUUUCAGCACUACAACCGACGCUGUUUGAAAAAUCAAAAAUUUGGGCAAAAUGUCCAUUUUACGCGGAAAAAACUCGCCUUUUUGCAUUUUGCGACGCUUCAAUAACUUGAAGAACUUCGCCCAUGACUCGACUAAAACAUCGGCGACUUCUGCAUCAGCGACCCAAGCCCCCAGUCCUGGGACGUUUACAAUUUCUGGUAAACCGAGCAUUUCUGUGCCGCAAGACACCGUUAAAGUCACGCUCCAGAAGCCUGAUAUGGACGUCCUUGUCGAUACCACAACAAUCAGCCGCCAAAUGGUUGCCGAACAAAUAUCGAAAUCAAUCGCUUUUGAUAAUAUUCCGGGACCAAUCAGUUUGAGAAUAAUUCAUAGGAUUUGGGGGAUGGUCCCGAUUCUGAGCACGCAAAUCACUGGAGGGGCUAUCCAGUAUUUCUUGGCCGUUGGUAGUUUACUGAGCUGGAGCGGGAACAUGGCCCUUUUCAAACGUUUUUUUGACCAUUAUGGCCCUGUUGUGCGCCUCCAUGGCCCUCUAGGGGGCGAUAUUGUCAUGGUGAGCCGGCCCGAACACAUUGCUGCUGUCUUCAAAAACGAGGGGCCUUACCCAAUCCGUUCCAGUCUCGAUUCGGUUGAAAAAUAUCGCUUGCAACACCGAAAAUUGCGACAUACUGGACCGAUUCUCAUGUUUGGGCCCGAAUGGGAAAACUUCCGCAAGUCGAUUGAACAGCCCCUUCCGCAAUUAAUCGCCCGUCAAUAUGACAAAAUUGACGACGCUUGCAAUAAAUUCAUCGCGCGUAUUGCCAACAUACGGAACCGCCAAGAGGAGGUUCCUGGCACGUUCCAGAAAGAAAUUUACAAGUGGUGUCUGGAAUGCAUGUGUUUGGUCACGCUUGAUAAAAAAUUGGGUUUUUUGGAUCCUUGCGGUUUGAGUUCAACGUCGGAUCCUGGUGUGUUACUCGACGGUUUGAUGAAGGCGACUAAAGCGAUACAGCGGUGCGAAUACGGCCUACAUUUGUGGCAAUUUUUGCCAACACCGGCAUGGAAAUCGCUUGUGGAGAAUUGCGAUGCGAUUGAUAAUGUUUUGAGCAAGUACGUGCACCGUAUCCAGGUUUUGAUUAAAGAGAAGAAGGAAGCCAGUGAUGGUGUUAGUAAGGAAGUGAAUUGUUUGAUGGAGAAUGUGCUUUUAAAGCCGGGAAUUAUGGUCGAAGAUGCCAUGACUAUUUUGCUUGAUAUGAUGCUGAUUGGCAUUAAUGCAACAGCACACACGAUUGCGUUCAUGUUGUAUCACUUGGCAAAAAAUCCGAGGUGUCAGGUGAAACUCUACAAUGAGAUUGCGCGUCAGCCUAAGAAAUUAUCCAAAGAUGCUUUGGCGGCAAUGCCAUAUCUCCAGGCGUGUAUUAAGGAAACUUUGAGACUUAAACCACCGAUUCCCUUGUUAGGGCGUAUUCUCAAUGAUGAUUUGUCGAUUUACAAUUAUCAUAUUCCACGCGGGACGUAUUUAUUGAUGGUAACAAGUCUUUCAAGUUGGCGAGAAGAGUAUUUCGAGGAUGCUCAUAAAUUUAUGCCUGAACGUUGGCUGACGCCCAUUGAUGAUAUGCAACUAUUUGCGUCUAUACCUUUCGGUUAUGGAGCUAAAGCUUGCUUGGGUAAGGAACUAGCUGAGAUGCAAAUUGGAGCUUUGAUAACUAAGAUUUUAAGGAACUUUAAGAUUGAGUAUCUUUAUGGCGAUAUCAACAGUACUAACAAACUGUGGGCUGCGCCAAAUAAGAAACUAAGAUUUAGAUUUGCUGAACGAGUUUAAUUUUUUGUGUCUGUGUUUAGUUGUUGUUGGAGUUAAUUAAAAUAAAUUUACUUGAAAGCUUA
Tribolium castaneum (red flour beetle) is the source of this 2085-nucleotide messenger RNA. Its product is annotated as cytochrome P450 334B1. The transcript is spliced from 5 exons. The coding region runs from base 275 to 2023 and encodes 582 amino acids. Lineage: Eukaryota; Metazoa; Arthropoda; Insecta; Coleoptera; Tenebrionidae. Gene Ontology annotation, molecular function: heme binding; oxidoreductase activity, acting on paired donors, with incorporation or reduction of molecular oxygen; monooxygenase activity. The record is from RefSeq and is a predicted model, not a curated record.